AACUGUAUUCAGCUCCCAGAUAUGGGCUCAAAUACAUGGGGUGAAUAUCUAGGUCACGAGGUUUCGGAUGCCUACGCUGCCUGUCAAUACACACGAUUGCGAAACCCGAGGGACGUUUUCAGUUGGAUAUGCAGGAUGGGUAAAUGCACGGCACUGUUUGUGGUAAGCGGCGUCCUGCUAGCCGGUCUUGGAUACAUGCUGUACACACCUCUACCUGCCCACUUGGCCAACCAGUGGCAACUGCAGAAGAUGUUUGGCAGGUUCAAAGUGGCAUUUUUGGCUUCUGAAGUGUCUUACCAACUUGGCUUGAAUGGGAACGAGAGGAUGUACGGAAUAAGGAAGACCAUUAACUACCUGUUCAAAAACUCUGCAACGGAGGAGGACCAGGCUGCACUUGAGAUUUACGACACAGAAUUGAAUGGAGUCCCAGUUAGGGUGUACAAACCCAAGUCAGCCAAGGGAGCAUUACCUGGGUUGGUGUAUUACCAUGGUGGCGGCUGGACAGUCAUGAACAUUGCCACCUACGAUGCACAGUGUGCCCACAUCGCUCGUAAGACCAACAUAAUCGUCAUCUCCGUUGAGUACCGACUGGCUCCGGAAAAUCCAUUCCCUGCUGGUUUCGAUGACUGUGUCCAGGUGGCGCUUUAUGCUUUACAAAAAGGGUCGCGACCUCAACCUUGACCCGACAAGGAUCGCAAUAGGAGGUGACAGUGCCGGAGGGAAUCUGGCAGCAGCAGUAUCCUUGAAGCUGAGGGACGACAAGGUAAAACCAGCUCUGAAGUCCCAGCUCCUGAUCUACGGUCUCUUCCAAAUGUGCGACAUGUCUCUGCCAAUCAUGAAAGUACGUGAGGAGUAUGAGAACUCCACAUUGAUGUUAGCCUCCUUCUACAAAGCCUAUUUCAGUUUAACUGAGGCUCAGACUCGACUUCUGGUGACGAUGAAGUACUCCACACCGGAAUUGGUGCAGAGAUGUACCAAACUCGUUGAUUACAGACUUCUCCCAAAGGAACUUAUUCCGGAUGGCUAUGAACCGGAAGUGACACUUGCAAGCUCUGUAACCGAUGACGUCAAGUACAUCAGCAGGAUGUUCAGUGACCCCAGGGCGGCCCCAAUGAUGGAGGAGAAUCUGAAGAAUCUGCCAGCUUCUCUGGUUGUGGCUGCGGAAUGGGACUCGCUCCGAGACGAGAGCUUCAUCUUAGCUGAGAGGCUGAAACAAGCUGGGAACAAAGUUCAGCUUAAGUACCUGCCCGACUCGUUUCAUGGAAUCUUGAAUGCUUUUGAUUAUGAGAAGUUUGGGUUCGAUGCUGGUCCAGUUAUCAUGAAUAGUAUUUUAGAGUUUAUUAACAAAGAACUGAAGUAACAUUUUACACCACAUUGUAAUAAUACAUGAAUAUUUCCAUAAAUAUGUACAGUGACUUUAUAUAUGUUAUAUUUCUUGGCAAUAGCAGAUACAAGAAUAUAUACAUCAGGCUUGAAAUCUAAGCCAAAACAAAUUGAUGAAGUGUUUUCUUUGUGCUUACAUACCACAUGAGUGGCGAUAAUUGCGAUACUGUUUGGUUAGAGAAUUUGGUUAUACAACUCUUUGAACCGUUUUUCAUGACGGCUUACGAAUACUGUUCCAUUUUGACAACUCUUACCAUGAGUACAGUAACGCAGUUUAGGCUGUCCGUACUUCCUGCUGUGUUUCCCAUCUCCACCCCGCCCAGAGUUGGCAUUCCGACGAGAAAUAAUAAAAAGUGAAAUAUGCAAUAAUUAAUGUGUUAAAUAGUGUGUAGGUAAGGAUGACAUUGAUAGAUCGAUGUAUUGCACCAAAAGUUCGUAUUGCAAUAUAUUGCAAUACACUCUUCUGCACCGCAAUACGUAUUGCGGUAUAUUGUGAAAGAAAAGUUAAUGAGAUCUGUCCACUUUGUAAUAUUCUUUUACAUUCAAAUUGAAUCAUAGUAUAUGUGAGUAACCAUUGUGCAUUGUAUAGCUUCUUUCAAAGUAAAAAACGGCAAAACUA
Haliotis rubra (blacklip abalone) is the source of this 2002-nucleotide messenger RNA. Its product is annotated as neutral cholesterol ester hydrolase 1-like. NCBI's taxonomy places the organism in Eukaryota, Metazoa, Mollusca, Gastropoda, Lepetellida, Haliotidae. The record is from RefSeq and is a predicted model, not a curated record. Bases 22 to 681 code for a protein of 219 amino acids. Gene Ontology annotation, molecular function: hydrolase activity. The transcript is spliced from 7 exons.